GACAAUCUAGUCCGAACAAAGUCCGGUGACUCAAUACAAUUUUCAUCGGUUCGGCUUCCACAAAAGGCCCCGGCGUAGGAUUAUUUAUCGUAUUGACGGGAUCAAUAGUCCAUGGAUAUGCGUUGUGAGAAGAUACCGUUAGAACAGAGUUUGUAUUAGGCUGCUGCUGCUGAUGGGUGAUAUGAAGGGCAGCUGAAGAGCAACUGAACAAUGAAAGAGAUGCACAUUUCACGAAGACACGCAGACUCUACUGUCCAAUGAUGGCAAGCCGCCCUAGACUCUUACUGAGCGUCCUAUGGCACUUGGCCUGUUCUACACUCCAUGUAGCCGGCAGGGGACGAGGUAACGACAGCCUGUUGUUUCACCACCUGUUCCGGGAGUACGACAGCGCCUUGCGUCCGGUCAGGGAGCACCAGGACGUCCUGACGGUGGACUUCGGAGUCACUCUCACGCACAUCGUGGAUAUGGACGAGAAGCACCAGACGUUGUCCAUGAACCUGUGGAUUACCAUGGGCUGGAAUGACACACACAUGAGAUGGGACCCCGGGGAAUACGGCGGAGUGAAGCACCUGACUGUUCCCGCCACGUACGUCUGGAAACCGGACAUCAUCCUCUAUGAAAAUGUAGACCCACAGUUUAAUGGCUGGAGCAGAGACGAGACGUAUGUGAAGAUCCACCAGAACGGCUACGUCCUGUGGGAGAUACCGGCUGUAACCAGGUCGUCAUGCAAGUUCGACGUGUCGUCCUUUCCGUUCGACCAUCAGCGCUGCUUCCUGAAGUUUGGCCCGUGGAUCCACAGUGGAUACGAGGUGACGAUGCGGAGCAUGGCGCCCGAGGGAAGCCUGGAGGGUUUCAUAGACCACGCAGAGUGGAGGGUCCAUAACUUCAUCGCUGAGGAGCACCUGAUCUUCUAUGGAGAAGACUUUGACAUUUCUACACCUUACGCAGAUGUUACCUUCACACUCAGGCUCGGGAGGAAGUCCACAUUUUACGUCUUUAAUCUCCUCCUUCCCUGUCUUCUGUUGACGUUCAUCAUGGCAGCGACGUUCUUCAUGCCUAUCGACAGCGGAGAGAAACUGUCGUUCGGCGUGUCCAUACUUCUGGCCAUGGUCGUGUUCCAGUUGGUGUUGAAGGAAGCUCUUCCAGAGUCGGAGACCCUCCCUUGGAUAGGUCGGUACGUCAUCAUCACCAUGAUCCUCAUGGCCAUAUCCUUGGCGAUGUCGGUCUUCAUCAUGAACAUCUGUGACUGCACAGUCUCAUCAACCCCCGUGCCCAGCUGGGCAAAGAAGUACAUCCUGAACUACGCCGCCAGGUGUCUCCUCAUGGGAGACAUGUCCAGACUGGACGCUGGCGUUCCCAGGGAAACUGAACUGUUGCUGGCCUCUCCUUUCCAAAAUGGACAUAGUGGAGGUAGAAAAGACCCGACCAUCUUGGCAUGUGGUCUCAACAGCGAUCCCGGACGGGACGGGACGGAAGGGAUCGUCUCACUACUUAUAUCAAGACUCCAAGGCAUAGAAAAACAACUAGAGACAUUGAAGACGUAUGCUACCCAACAGGAGAGAAAUUGGGAGAUAGAGAAGGAAUGGCGAACCCUCGCCAAAGUGCUGGACAGAAUCUUCAUGUUUCUGUACGUGUCUGUUGCCAUCACAUGCCUCGUUGCCUUCGCGGGAACAUCGCAGCCACACGGUGGAAAUAAAUAGAAAUUUAUUGAGAUGACCCUGAAUCAUCUAUAUGAAUCACCAAUAUGAUUGUAAUUAAGGUUAUCAGAUAUUAGAUGUAAAUAACCUGGAGAGGUGGCGGCAACAGCAAAUUUUACUCGUCGCACUUAUACUAUACUCUGCGUCGGGUUCCCUGUACAGCACAUGACAAUGUAAUUACAACUUCUGAGCUGAGACUACAACAGAAAAUGUACCUCCAAAUAAUGCUACUACGUGAGAGUGAUUGUAAAUAUGUUAAGGAAAUUGUAUAUCGUCAUUCUGUUACAAAAGCCGUUAAGAAGGAUGUAUACCUAAAACUAUCCAGUAGGUCUCAUUUCUAUGAUUACCUGCUGUACAUGAUCAGGGUCACGUAGUAAGCUUAGCCACAGUAUCCAUUAGUAAAAGAGUUAAAACUACCUUAACUUUGAUAGUAUUAAGUGUACAGCUAUGGAAUAAUGAACCAGAGAAUAGCCGAGAAAGCUGUCAUUGUUCACGUUUCUCUGCAUGCGAUCACAACAAGGCUCCCCUUGUUUUACUGUUGUUGUUAUCUUGACACUGUUUUUCAUUUUAAAGUUAAGGAAAAAGUAGACAAACAUUCUGAACUGUAUAAUGCAUUACCUGUAUUUCCACAAUGUACAAUCUAUCAAUACCUUUACAGUUUGCUGUUGACACCAUGACUGCAUGAAUGUAGCAAUCUUUCUAUGAUCUAUGUCUAUCAGUGACAAGAGUCAAGGAUAUUGUGAAAGGAAUUUAUGGACGAUAGCUAGGUUCAUACACUUGAUCUAUGGAUAUGGCUCGAACACCUCUGGAAUAUGUAUGACGGGUUAAAUGUAUAUACUGUAUGAUUCAGGGUGGAAUUGAUCAAGCAAUAAAUAAUACAUGACAUCAGAUGGCGGACCAUAAUAUAUACUGCAUCACCCCUGUUCAGGCGUAAUAAAGAAUUAAUUGAAGCCAUGGAUGGAUUUAUUGUCUGAACUAGCUAGAGGACAAAUCUAAAACAUCCUAGAUCAACAUACAUUUGAUAAUGUCUACAUUGCAUGUGCAGCAUUGCUGCAAUGACAGUAGGAUUGUCUAGUAAGGUUUCGCUUUCGGAGUAUUCCCUCCACGCGAAAUAUAACGAUGUAUUUUACUACUUGCUUAAGCUUGUUGAAAAUGGAAGAAAAUGGUACGUGCGAGUGAUAUUUCCUUACCUGCACGCUAUAACAGCAGCAAAGGCUGUCAUAGAUAGAGACAGAAGUUUCAACUAGGUACGUUUCCUAUGUUAGUUAGCAAAAUAUCAAUCUUAUCAAUAAAUACAAGUUUAUUUACAGAAUAAGCCGGAUCUACAUCACUGUACAUUACGUUUCCUGCACGGUAGAAUCAAUACAACUGUUUUAUAACAGAUCGUUAACAGGUUCAAACAGUGCAUAACUAACAAGCUGGCCCUGUCAAAUGGCCUCUGAAGCUCAACCCAUCAAAGAGACAAAUGUAGCUUCAAUGUUUCACGACAAUUAAAUAUCUAAACCAUCAUGAAACUGUAGUUGAUGUUCCAGACGUGGUGAUCACAACCCUUUUGAAAAGUUAAGUUGGGAUAUCAAUACGCCUGAACCAACAGUAGCUGCUAUCUAAUGUUAACCGCCAGGCGGAGUAGCUACAUUGUUUUAGCAUUUUUCCAAUGCAGCUGUGACACCUACUACUCGUAGUUACAGGUGACAGUGUAUACAGAACGUGAACCCCUUGCCUCAAGUUGUGCCUGCGACAGUUUCAUGGCUAGUUAUGGUGCGCAGUAUUUGAUGUUAAGUUAAACGGUUACGGGGAGUGAAGCUUGCUUGUAUCAAGGCAUUUAAUCUAUUGAAAAUCUGACUAAUUAUUAGUUUAUCGCAGAACAACUGUAACGUCAGAAUGAGCCAUUUGUCAAGACAAUUAUCUAUCA
Molecule: messenger RNA, 3609 nt
Organism: Branchiostoma floridae (Florida lancelet)
Lineage: Eukaryota; Metazoa; Chordata; Leptocardii; Amphioxiformes; Branchiostomatidae
Product: neuronal acetylcholine receptor subunit alpha-10-like
Exons: 7
Coding region: 258-1700 (480 amino acids)
Biological process (GO): chemical synaptic transmission; monoatomic ion transmembrane transport; signal transduction
Cellular component (GO): neuron projection; postsynaptic membrane; synapse
Molecular function (GO): acetylcholine-gated monoatomic cation-selective channel activity; transmembrane signaling receptor activity
Source: RefSeq, a predicted model, not a curated record